Messenger RNA from Daldinia childiae, 750 nucleotides. RefSeq names its product Galactan endo-beta-1,3-galactanase. The transcript is spliced from 3 exons. The record is from RefSeq and is a predicted model, not a curated record. Gene Ontology annotation, molecular function: hydrolase activity, hydrolyzing O-glycosyl compounds. Bases 1 to 750 code for a protein of 249 amino acids. NCBI's taxonomy places the organism in Eukaryota, Fungi, Ascomycota, Sordariomycetes, Xylariales, Hypoxylaceae. Gene Ontology annotation, biological process: glucan catabolic process.
AUGCAUCUACUCGGAGCAUACUCGCUGCUCCUAGCAGCCGCGUCCUGCGCCUCGGCAGUGCGGACCAUAAUCCCCAAAACGAGCUUCGACUCGCAGGCCAACUUCGACGCGGACUGGGCGUACAACUACCCGUGGGGGACGGACCACAACGGCGGCGCGCGCAUGGACAAGGGCCAAGUCAAGUUCUCGAACGGGAUGGCGACUCUAACGGCGAAGAAAGUCACGGGCCAGAAGGACGCCACGCACGGCGGCAAGCAGAUCAAGAUCAACUACCUGUCGGGCGCGAUCAGCGCCAAGGAGCACUUCACCGUCGCGCGCGGCGGCGGGUACGACUUCUCGGGCGAGUUCAAGGCCACCACCGCCAAGGGCACCUGGCCCGCCUUCUGGCUGACCGCCGUCGAGGGCUGGCCGCCCGAGAUCGACAUGGCCGAGUGGAAGGGCUCCGGCAAGAUCUCCUUCAACACCUUCAACACCUCCUCCGUCCUCUCCUGGAAGGACGUCAACUACGCCACCCCGGACCAGUUCCACUCCAUCAAGUGCGAGGUCCGCGACAUCAAUCAGCGCGACGUCUCUGUCAAGUUCUACAUGGACGGCUCGCUCGUCACGACGCAGGUCGGAGGGAACUUCUUCGGCAAGGCGAUGUAUCUGAUUAUCAACUUGCAAAUGGAGGGUUCAUCCGGAUCUCCAGGCCCUAGCAGCGACACGCUGUACCAGGUGCGAAACCUAGAGGUAUUAAGCUAUAACCCGUAG